Messenger RNA from Colletotrichum gloeosporioides, 537 nucleotides. RefSeq names its product Signal peptidase complex catalytic subunit SEC11. NCBI's taxonomy places the organism in Eukaryota, Fungi, Ascomycota, Sordariomycetes, Glomerellales, Glomerellaceae. The coding region runs from base 1 to 537 and encodes 178 amino acids. The transcript has 4 exons. The record is from RefSeq and is a predicted model, not a curated record. Gene Ontology annotation, molecular function: serine-type endopeptidase activity. Gene Ontology annotation, cellular component: membrane; signal peptidase complex.
AUGUUGUCGAGUCUCGGAAACCCACGCCAGGCGGCGUCGCAGCUGCUCAACUUUGCCCUCAUCCUUUCCACCGCUUUCAUGAUGUGGAAGGGUCUCUCCGUCGUUAGCGAUUCGCCGUCUCCCAUCGUCGUUGUUCUUUCCGGUAGUAUGGAACCGGCCUUCCAAAGAGGAGACUUGCUCUUCCUCUGGAACCGAAACUUCCUCCAAGAAACGGAUGUCGGCGAGAUUGUUGUGUAUGAGGUGAAGGGAAAGAACAUUCCGACCGCAAGCGAAGCUACUCACGAAGGGAGACAACAAUGCGGGUGCGUACUAGACUUGGGCGAGUACCUUGCGGCGGAAGCUAACAGGAAAUCAGGAGCCGACCAAGAACUGUACGCCAAGGGCCAGGACUUCCUCGUACGAAGCGACAUUAUCGGUUCAGUCGUCGCAUACAUUCCCUUCGUUGGAUACGUCACCAUCCUCCUCUCUGAGCACCCGUGGCUCAAGACGGUAAUGCUGGGAAUCAUGGGUUUGGUCGUUGUACUGCAGCGGGAGUAA